Lolium perenne is the source of this 1263-nucleotide messenger RNA. The record is from RefSeq and is a predicted model, not a curated record. NCBI's taxonomy places the organism in Eukaryota, Viridiplantae, Streptophyta, Magnoliopsida, Poales, Poaceae.
UGUUAUAUGCCCUUUUUUGUUUGAGUUUGAUCAUGAAUUCAAGAUUAAGCAUUGCCUAAACGUUGACCAACGUAGGAAGAUUCCCUCCCUUGUCUAUACGUUGUGAGAUAGAUGAUGAGACCUCUCUAGCAGCGAAUUUAUACGCGCUAGAUAACACCCCGUUUAAUUCGGUCCUGUUGGGACUCGAACCCGGGUGGGCUGGCUGCGCACUCGCAAGCCUUGCCACUGAGCUAGCACUCAGUUCUCAGAUUAAGCAAUGCCUCGUUAUGCUUAAUUUAAAUGUUAUGGCACUUCAUACAAGCCAUACAAUUAAUUGUUGCAUUGACCUUCUGCGAUGUCGAAGGCACUAUCUGAGUCAUGCUUAAAUCAAUCAUACAUUAUUUUCCUAAUAGUAUCAAAUCCAACAUGCACAUCUUUUGACUGUAUUUGGCUAUUUGCUAGAUUUCUUCUGUGCAGUGACCUGGCUUCGUUAUUGGGCACAUGAUGUCUAGUUGCUUGGUUCAUUGUAUACAUCAUCGCCAUGAUCUAGUUUGGUUUGUUCUAAGAGGCAUGUGGCUUAACUGGUUUCUUUGUUGUAUCUGCCCAUGGUUCUUUCAAAAUUAUGUCAACAAUGCUGUUUGUUUGCCUUGUAUUGUAUUGCAUUUUAACUUGUUUUGUCUUAGUUUCAGCCUGCAAACAAAGCUGUAAUGUCAGUAGGGACAACCCAUUUAUCAAGUGUUGCGGUCAUUUCACAGAGCAACAGUGACAGUGGCACGUGCUCUCAUUGGUCCACUGAGUCCGGUACACCAACCAUUCCAGAAGAAAUAGAUGCUUCAAAUAAAGCUACAAUGCCAGAAGCAAGGGCCAAUGCCUCAAGUAUUGAUGUUUCACAAAGCAGCAGUGAGAGUGCAUAUUGCUCGCAUAGGCCCAUGGUAUCUAUUGGUCAACUUAAUCCGGCACAAAGAGAUUUCGGGGAUGCACUCCAAGAGGCAGUUGAUAUAUUUGGGCGGGAAAACAAAGAUGCUGAUGAAUUAAUUGCCAAGACACGCCAAGAGAUACAUGAAUUGAAAAAUAGGCAAACUUUGACAGAAAAUGUUCUAAAGAAUCUCCUAUGCACUUUUCAUGGUAAGCCAGUUGUGAUGUGUCUGGGAAUUGAAGGUGUCUAAAUAAACUUUGAUUCUGUUGUUCAGUCAAGUGGACUGCUGAUGCCAAUGCUGUAACUAAUUACUGCUCAAAAUUUCGUUCAAAAUUUCGUGGUCUGUAAUAAUUGCAAAUUUUGUUGUU